CGAUACUCUUGUAUAUCAGAGGAAAAGCCGCCUUCACAGUCCCCAGACUUGCCUCCAGAUCACAGCUAGUCAUGUCUGGGAGAGGAAAGGGAGGGAAAGGCUUAGGCAAGGGUGGCGCUAAGCGCCACCGCAAAGUCUUGCGAGACAACAUCCAGGGCAUCACCAAGCCUGCCAUCCGGCGGCUUGCUCGGCGUGGCGGGGUCAAGCGGAUCUCUGGCCUUAUCUACGAGGAGACCCGGGGUGUGCUGAAGGUGUUCCUGGAGAACGUCAUUCGGGACGCCGUCACCUACACUGAGCAUGCCAAGCGCAAGACGGUCACUGCCAUGGACGUGGUGUACGCCCUCAAGCGGCAGGGACGCACCCUGUAUGGCUUCGGAGGCUAAGCUGCCCCUUCUGAGCUACGUGUGACAAUCUCAAAGGCCCUUCUUAGGGCCAACCACACAGUCAUUAGAGGAGCUGGACACCUGCUGAAAGUAGAGGUAAAUUUAUGUUUGGCUGUUGGCUGGAGUAGGGGUCAGAAGUUUGGGAGGCAGUGAUUCCCCAAACCGCUGAGAGCCUUGAAGACCAAUGCCAGUUACCAAAAGCUGCCUUUCACCAGUCGGCCUUCACUGUUACCAACCUGAAGGGCUAUCAUACUCCAGAUAUAAGUCACUUCUUGGUUUGCUUUUGAGUGUGCUGUCAUUUGUGGCCGUUGGACCAGGCUGUGGGAAGUACUCUGGGCUUCACUUCCCACCCUUGCAAAGGAGGGGAGGGGAGGGGAGGGGAGGGGAGGGGUUAGCUGGGCAGCUUGAUGGCUGAGUUCACAUUGGAUGUUCUGACAUUAAGAGCCCCACCUGAAAAGGUGCAAGAGCACUAGUAAAACCAAGUCCAGCCACCAACUAUUCAAAAAUGAGGUAAAUUAGGUCAGAGGUGAGCUCAUUGAUGCUGAUUUAAAAUAUGCCUGAUGAAUUAUUUGGCCAAUGUAUGAAAAGUACUCUUGGUUCCCUUUUUCAUGCUAAAUUAAAAGGCCCUUCACAAUUA
This is a messenger RNA of Camelus dromedarius (Arabian camel), 1020 nucleotides long. RefSeq names its product histone H4. Bases 72 to 383 code for a protein of 103 amino acids. Gene Ontology annotation, molecular function: structural constituent of chromatin; protein heterodimerization activity; DNA binding. The transcript has a single exon. Gene Ontology annotation, cellular component: nucleosome. The record is from RefSeq and is a predicted model, not a curated record. Lineage: Eukaryota; Metazoa; Chordata; Mammalia; Artiodactyla; Camelidae. Gene Ontology annotation, biological process: nucleosome assembly.